UUAUGAUAAUCUAUCAGUGAGCAGCACUAGGGCGACCAAAUCGACCUGCAUACAGCUCUGGACUGGAUUAUCGCAGACAAGAUUAAGCACUUAAUUAAGAAGGAUUAAGCACUUAAUUAAGAAUCACGCUUACGACCGUACAAACACAAUUAGCAGCUUCCGAAAAAUAGAAAAAGUUUGCGCUCUGUUUGGCACGGAAGCUAAUUUAACCAGAGGAGGAGACAAAGCAAACCAAACAGGCAAACCGCGAAAUCAACCGGAUCCUCCCUGUAUUUAUAUUUUGCGAAUUCCGAGACGGACAAGGAACAGCAAUCCUAUCCAAUCCAAUCCUGCAGGAUUUCUCAGCUGGAAAAAUAGCAUAUAUUUGCUCUUAGCUCUCCGGCUCGUAGCUUUCCGGAUACAGAUUCUCGGCAACCAACCAAUUGAAGGUUUGAGAUUGAAGUUAGCAUUGGGAAUCAGGUGCGGAAAUCGAAUUCGAAUGGCCGCUGCCGCGGCUUGCAGACGGGUCGCCCAACUGGGGACCGGGUCGGGGAUCGGAUUAUCCGGUUUCGGAGGGGCCGGUGGUGCCUCGAGAGCGGUGUCUCCGUCGUUGGAGUACAGGCAUUUGGAUUGCAGGCUGACUUCUCAGCUGGUCAAAUCAAAUGGAAAGCGGUUGUUUCUCGUCGAUACAUUAGCGUUGGUUAGGAGAUUAGAGGGACAAGGCGUGCCCUCGAAGCACGCGGAGGCAAUAACAUCUGCCAUUACUGAAGUUUUGAAUGACAGCUUGGAAAAUGUGUCUCAUUCAUUUGUUACAAAAGGAGAGAUGCAGAAAACGGAGAUGAUCCAAGAAUCCAACUUGUCCAAAUUCAAAUCCGAAAUUCAAAGUGCGCAGGGACACCAUUUUUCUUUGUUGCAACACGAGACUGAAAAACUUCGGAAUGAUAUAGAGAAGAUGCGGAGUGAAUUGAGGUAUGAAAUCGACAAAGUUACUGCAGGACAGCGGUUGGACUUGAACCUGGAAAGAGGGAGGAUACGAGAAGAGCUAUCAAAUCAGAGUGCUGAAACCAAUAACCUCACUAACAAACUUGAUCGGGAAAUUCAUGCUUUAAGGGCUCAGGUGGAAGCAGCAAAAUACGAUGUCAUAAAAUACUGCAUAGGUUCUCUUGUUUCGAUAUCUGCUGUCGGUCUUGCUAUACUCCGUAUCUUAAAGUAAACUUGUUCUAUAGUUAACGAUGACAAGUCCCAAUAGGGGAAAACUGGGAAAGGUUUCAUUCUUUUCAAGCUGUUGUAAUUUUAAGAAAUGUGAUAAAUAUGUGAAAGAUAAGGCAAAGUCAUUACAUUGUAAGUUGGAUCAAGGAAGCAUUCAAUUACGCAAAACUCAUAUUUUUGUCC
Molecule: messenger RNA, 1371 nt
Organism: Pyrus x bretschneideri (Chinese white pear)
Lineage: Eukaryota; Viridiplantae; Streptophyta; Magnoliopsida; Rosales; Rosaceae
Product: protein FMP32, mitochondrial-like
Exons: 8
Coding region: 479-1192 (237 amino acids)
Cellular component (GO): mitochondrion
Source: RefSeq, a predicted model, not a curated record